AUGUCGGGACUCGUUUCUGAUGAGGUUGCAGAGGACUAUAAGAACUCCCUGGAAGACCUCACAUCGAAUGACAAGUUUCAAAUAAGCAAUCUGACAGUUAUUGCAAAGGAGAAUACCGAACAUGCCAUGGCCAUCUCCCGAGUUCUGGAGAACCACAUACGAAACACACCACCAUCUCAAAAGUUACCAGCUCUCUAUGUAGUGGACUCAGUUGUGAAGAAUGUAGGAACUCCUUACACGCUGUUCCUGGGGCGCAACUUAUAUCAGACCUUCAUGAACGCCUAUACUCUUGUUGAUUCGCAGACUCGCAAGAAAUUAGACGAGAUGCUUAAAACGUGGAAAGAGCCUGUUCCCGGUUCUUUGGAUCCUAGGCCUGUUUUUCCUGUUGAGAUAACUCGGAAUAUUGAGAAUGCUCUGAUCAAAGCUAGGACAGCAGCCCUUCAGCAACAACAGUCCAGAAGCCAGCAGGAAGCUAUGAGCCUCGGUAGAGGUGUAGGUACACCGCCGCCAGUAUGGAGGAAUACCCCUACACCGCCCCAGGGUGCCCCUAGAUACCCUCCAGGAUACGGUUAUAAUAACCAACAGAUGCCGAGCAACGGCCAGGGAUACCCCAACCAACCACCGUACAACCAACAAUCACAGGAACCGAUAAACCUUGCCUCUUUACACCGUGAUGUUGACUCGCUGAUCUUAAGCGUACGGCUCGAGUUUACUGCUAACCCACUUAACAUUGCAGUCCAGCAAAAGCUCAAGGCCCUUUUAGAUCUACAGAGCAUUCUACAGCAGCAACGGCUGCCAGAGGCACAGCUAAAGCAAAUCCGUGACCAGGUGUCUCAGCUUUCUGCUUCCAGCGCGAAGCCAACACCCCCGCCCGCUCCUCCUGCUGCUUUACCUACCCAUAUUGCAACUCCCGUAGUAUCUACACCACCUAUGGGAACUAUACCGACUCAGACCCCGCAACCUAACCUGCAAGCCCUUUUGAACCCAAACACUCUUGCGGAGCUUAUCAAAGCAACUGCACAAAAGACCCCCCCUACCCAGCCGACUCAACAAUAUACCCAACCUGCAGCUCCUGCGCCACCACUAGCAGCAGCUGUACAGCCUGGGGUGUCUGCAUCCCUGGCCGAGAGUCCCUUAAUAGCGUCAUUGAGAGCCCGUGGCCUUCUACCCCCUGCCACGGCAACUCCUACAACCACACCACCUAACCUCCCCUUCAUCAUUCCAGGCCAACCACCAUAUACUCCUGCCCCUGCGAACCCUAACCCCCAAGGUGUCAAGAUUAAAGUUCCCAUGACCUCUGCCUCAAUACGGAUACCUCGCCCAAAUCUUAUUGCCUGCUUAUACGAAGACAAACCUAACCGCUGCGGAACCUGCGGUCGUCGAUUUGUCUCAACCCAAGAAGGGAAGGACAAGAAAGCUAGACAUCUAGACUGGCAUUUUAAAACAAACCUACGGAUAAACGAAGCAGCGAAGCGAAGUCAGAAUAGAAGCUGGUAUCUUGAUGAGCGAGACUGGAUAAAAUUCAGAGAAUUUGAAGAUGAUAUUGGUGCCGACGACGCUUCUGUUGCUGCCAGGAAAUCCAAUAGUGAAGAUGCGUCAGGCAAAAAGGCAGAACAACAAAGAUGGAUACACGCUCCCAACGAUGCUACGCUUCGCAAUACACCUUGUCCAAUAUGUCAGGAAAAUUUUGAAUCUACCUGGUUUGAGGAAGCACAAGAUUGGAUCUGGAGAGAUGCUAUCAAAGUUGGCAAUCGCAUAUAUCACGGUAGUUGCUAUGCAGAAGUUACCAAAGACGGCGGCACGGGUACAACUUCCGAUGUACCGCGUGGUCGAACCAGUACGCCAGACUCAGUUCUCGGCAAACGAAAAGCAGAGGAUUCGGAUUUCUCUACAUCCAGCGUCAGGAUUAAAACUGAACCAGCUUCAUAA
This is a messenger RNA of Nannizzia gypsea CBS 118893, 1929 nucleotides long. RefSeq lists its product as hypothetical. The record is from RefSeq and is a predicted model, not a curated record. Gene Ontology annotation, cellular component: cytoplasm; mRNA cleavage factor complex. Gene Ontology annotation, molecular function: mRNA binding; RNA polymerase II complex binding; phosphatidylinositol binding. Gene Ontology annotation, biological process: termination of RNA polymerase II transcription. NCBI's taxonomy places the organism in Eukaryota, Fungi, Ascomycota, Eurotiomycetes, Onygenales, Arthrodermataceae. The transcript is spliced from 6 exons. Bases 1 to 1929 code for a protein of 642 amino acids.